Molecule: messenger RNA, 684 nt
Organism: Nerophis lumbriciformis (worm pipefish)
Lineage: Eukaryota; Metazoa; Chordata; Actinopteri; Syngnathiformes; Syngnathidae
Source: RefSeq, a predicted model, not a curated record
AUGAAAACAUAUAAAAAGUGCGAUGAGAAUUCAAUCAGACUCGACGUUUCCAGCGUCACUGUUUGGCUUUUUUUCCCUGUUGUAUCUCUAACAUUCAUGCAAGGUAUUUUACUAGCCAAUGUUACCACAGGGUUAAGCCUUGCGGAACGAAUAGUGUCUGCCACCUUGACUACCUUCAUCUGCUUGAUUUUAUUAUUUCUCAAUGGGAUCAUGUUGUUCACUUUGAGGAACAAAUUUAUGUUUAGGGAGACAUCGCGCUACAUCCUGCUGUAUAACCUGCUGCUCGGAGACACGCUGCAACUGGUCGUCUCUCAGCUGAUGUAUUGUUUGACCUCCUUUCGCGUCACCCUCACGUAUCCUGCGUGCGGGGUACUGGUCCUUCUCACUAAUCUCUUCAGUAGGAUUUCUCCUUUGGUGCUCGUCGCUAUGUCACUGGAGAGAUAUGUGGCUGUGUGCCACCCUCUCAGACACGCCUCCAUCAUGACCAGAGGGAACACAGUGAGGGCCAUGCUUGGAAUGUGGAUCGUGUGUUUUAAAAUUGUUCUCAUUCAAAACCUAUUAAUUUUGAUGUUUCCUUUUGAACAGCUGGAGAGUCUGCAAAUGACACAGCCAUGCCGUUACAUCGCUCUGUUCCUCCUGCCCUUUUAUCAUCACAUUUAUUUGUCAUUAGUGUUCAUAGGCUGA